AUGCUGCAUUUGGUACCUUUUGCAGUUCCCAUCGGGGGUGACAAAACCUUGCUGGUGUGGGAGCUGAGCUCUGGAUCCACGGCCGAGGCCUUGCAACAUUCUCUGUUCACAGUCUUCUCCUGAUUUGGCCUUCUGUAUUCUGUCUGAGUCUUCCCAAACGCAGCAGUGGGUGGUCCUGGGUUCUAUGCCAUCAUCAAGUUUUAUUCAGCAAGGGAUGCCCAUAGAGCCCAAAAGGCAUGUGACCAGAAGCAGCUUUUUCACACAUCUCCAGUGAAGGUUCAUCUCGGCACCAGACAUAAGGCGGUUCAACAUAAUACGCUUGCCCUAAAGAGCUCCAGAUGCCAAGAAUUGGCAAAUUACUACUUUGGUUUCCGUGGGUGGUCAAAAAGGAUCAUCAAGCUUCAGGAUCUUUCUAACUUUGAAGAAAGGGAAAAUACAGAUAUUGUGACACCACUUCAGAAGCAAAGCCUGAAGUUCUUCUGUGCUUUAGAGAUGGUUUUGCCCUCCCACGAGUGCAGGAGUCCCUGGGUUGGCAUGGCUGAGGAACCUUUGGAUAAGUUGGAGGAAGGUCCAUUAUCAUUCCUUAUGAGAAGGAAGGUAACCCAGAAGCUUGCUAUUCAGAAAGCUAUGACAGAUGCAUUCCAGAAAUUGCUGAAUGUGGUUUUAGAAAGUGGUAAAACAGCUGUGGCAUAUAGACCCUGUGAAGAGGUCACAGAUGCUAGAACCGAAGAGGAACUACAGGAUUUAAUUCAAGUCAGCUACUUUUCAUGUCAGCCGUUUGGCCAAAGGGAGCAAGAAUGUCUCUCAGACUUCAGCUUUGAGGAGGAAGAGUUCAGAUUGCCAGAACUGGACUAGCACUUUUGAAUUUCCCAG
Globicephala melas (long-finned pilot whale) is the source of this 873-nucleotide messenger RNA. The record is from RefSeq and is a predicted model, not a curated record. NCBI's taxonomy places the organism in Eukaryota, Metazoa, Chordata, Mammalia, Artiodactyla, Delphinidae.